Molecule: messenger RNA, 270 nt
Organism: Ilex paraguariensis (yerba mate)
Lineage: Eukaryota; Viridiplantae; Streptophyta; Magnoliopsida; Aquifoliales; Aquifoliaceae
Source: the annotation of a GenBank genome assembly
AUGGCGAGCAAUCUGGGCCGUCUAUUCACAUCAGCAAUCGAGCUUUCCAAGCCUCCAAAGUUAUCUCUAUCCUUCGGCAGAUCCGAACCCUCGACCUCAGCGAUUCGACUUAUUUGGUCUUUCGACGCAGCGAAAACAAUCUCAUCAAGAAAACCCCAAGGAACCAGAAGUGAUGGCGUUCAAGUGAAUAAAGAGACCGGUGAGAUCGGAGGUCCCGAACCUACUCGCUUCGGCGAUUGGGAACGAAACGGUGGGUGCUCUGAUUUCUGA